Passer domesticus (house sparrow) is the source of this 5399-nucleotide messenger RNA. Its product is annotated as TOG array regulator of axonemal microtubules protein 2-like. Gene Ontology annotation, molecular function: microtubule binding. NCBI's taxonomy places the organism in Eukaryota, Metazoa, Chordata, Aves, Passeriformes, Passeridae. The record is from RefSeq and is a predicted model, not a curated record. The coding region runs from base 1 to 1380 and encodes 459 amino acids. The transcript is spliced from 9 exons. Gene Ontology annotation, cellular component: cilium; cytoplasmic microtubule. Gene Ontology annotation, biological process: microtubule cytoskeleton organization.
AUGGCGGGGUGCCUUGCCCGGGCCGCAGCGCCCAUGGCCGACCCUCUCCUUGCAGUGACCUCGCAGACGGCCACUGGUGCCCAGCGCCGAGAGGAGCCGCUCCGUGGGCAUGGGCAGAAGGACAGAGCCUCUCCAGACCCACAGCACUCCUUGCUGGAGGCACUCUCCUUGCUCGGCAGCGAUGACUGGGAGAUGAAGGAGAAGGGACUCUUCAACAUCAAACACCUGGCUGGGUCCCAUUCAGAGGUCCUGCUGUGUAGACUUCAUGACGUUUGCUUGGCAGUUACCAGCGAGGUGGCCAACCUCCGUUCCAAGGUGUCCUACUCUGCAAUUGUCACUCUGGGAGAGCUCUUUGCGACCUUGAAGAAGAACAUGGACUCUGAGGUGGAUGAGGUUGCUCGGGUCCUUCUGCAGAUGGUGUCCAACUCCCCAGAAUUUGUUCAGAAAGCAGCCAGUCAGACCCUGGGGAUCAUGGUGGAGAAUGUGACUCCUGCACGAGCAAUGACUGCUCUCAUGGACAUGGGAGUCAAGAGCCGUCACGCCCAGGUGCGGAAGUGUGGGGCCGAGCUCCUCCUGUCCCUGAUGGAGAGAAUUGGAGUCACAAAGCUGGCAGGCACAGCCAGGGCUGAGAGGCUGGCACACGUGGCAGGGAAGCUUGCUCAGGACUGUCACAAAGACACAAGGCAUUAUGGACAGGAGAUGGUGAAGAUGUUGCUCAAUCAUCAAAAAUUUAAAAUGCUUUUGGAACGAUCUCUUUCCACCAGUGACCUGGAAGAUAUUCUGACAAGAAUGAAGAAGAAAGGGAUGGAAAACCAGAAGGCUGAACACCCAUCUGUCAAGGAGCUGGUGAAGAAGAGGAACGAUGGCUCCAAGAAGCCCCAGGCCACAUUGUCUUCUAGCAAACGGGUGAAAUCUACCUCUGAUGGAUGCCUCCUACACCGUGCACAAGCCCAGGUCACGUUACCUCCGGUUGAGGAAGAAACAGAGCUGCUCCAGAAGCUUUACAAUCUCCUGGAGGCCAAGGGGUUUCAGACGCGCAUGGAAGGAGUGUCACUCCUCCAAGACUUGUGCAAAACUAGCCCCCAGCUCAUCUCCACUAACAUUGUCCAGAUUUUUGAUUAUUUUGUCCUGAGAAUAUCUGACAGCCACAAGAAAGUGAAGCAGAAGGCGCUGGACGUGCUGGCUGAAAUCACAGGCGUCCUGAAAGAUGCCUUGAACCCGGUGAUCAUUGGUUUGGUGGAAGGAAUAACGAAGAACCUGAACUCCAAGGAUCCCAGGGUUCGUGCCGCAGCUGUGAAAGCGCUGGAAGAAUCCAUUGCUCAUUUAGGUAAGGCUGAGCCCUGGCAUGGACUCUCCUCACCUGUGUCUCUGUCUCUCUGACACAAGAGAGUGCCGAGUGCCUUGAUAGCUGCUGUUGUCUGUGGAAAGCUCCAGCUGGCAUCCCCCAGAAGCUGUGCAGGUGCAGUCCUUAUGCACCAGUCCCCCAACAGGCUUGAACGUGAUCAGCAUUUCCCAAAAGUCCCAGGAGCCCUUGGCUCUGUGCUGCCUGUCUGAAGAGCAAGUCCCAGACUACAGCUUUGCUACAGUUCAGAGGCAAAGGGGGUUUGGAGUUUGCUUGGGCCCCGUUUGACUUCCCAAAUGAAUAGCUUUGCUCUUGGCAUGAAGGGAGACUGACCCAUCAGAGCUCCUGCAGAGCAGCCACCGGGAAUGCUCUACAUGAUAGGCAUUAGCUGCCUAUUUACCCCUUUUCUUCUUUGUCUUGUAUUUUCAAAGGGGAACUUAGGAUUCGCCAAGUUCAUUUCUUUAUAACAAACAGGUAUAAACCCCGCUGUCAAUGAUGCCUUGUUCCACAUGUUGUUUUGCAUGGGGCAAGAUGUCUACAGCAGUUAGCUACAUAGGCAAAGGCUGCUCUCAAUUCCUUUGCCACACAGAUUUAUGUCAGCUCUGAAAAUGCCACACUGAGGAAAUGUGCCUGAAAAUAGGAGUGUUGAAGAGGCAGGUGUUCAAGGGGAGUUGCCACUUUCUCCUCCUCAGCUGCUCUGUGAAUUCAGGAACUGCCUGACUCGGUGCCUUUCUGUGUCCCAAGUAUGGGGUUCUUCCUUUUUGCUCUGGGAUGCAAAAUCUUUUCACUGCGUACAUGUGACUGAACUCUUGAGGUCCCUGAUGGGAAAUGUUUUAACAUAGCUCCUGAUACAGCAGACAACUUUGCAUUUACAAAUGUGAAAGGAGAGCUUUUCUUUUGCAAUUUAAAUCCCUGCCAAGCAGGCUGGAAGGAAAGAAGAAAAGGAUUCAAAAACCAGCAGAAAUGUACUUUAUUUUAUAGAAUGGGGUUGCCCCUACCCUUUCCCUCUGCACUGUCCUUUCUCCUAUGGUCUCAGAAAAGUGAGCAGAAACAUGUGUUUCAUUUGUAGAUAAAGUAUCACUGCUGAAGGAGUUCAGCUACCAGUGGAAUCAACUGAGUGGCCAAGCUCUGCUGGAUGUCACGGAGUGUAUCACAGGUAUGGCCUCCCCUUCUAGGCCAAGAGGUCUUCCCAGGGAGUAUUUACAGGCAAUGCCUGUGAGCAGACAGCAGAGUAGCUCCUCCAAACCAGGAGGUGCUGAGCUUGUCCUUCCUGCCCAGUGCCCAAGGCAGGUGUAUUUGGCAGGUUUCCCUGGCUGCUGCAGAGCUGUGCAGCAUCUGAGAUGGGGCAGAGCUCGGCCUCGGGGCUGAGCUCCCACUGGGGCAUCUCAGAACCCAGCUCCAGGAAAGGGAGGGGCUCAAAAUACCCCAGCUGGCUCCUCUCUUGGAAGCUCAGGGACAUCUGUCAUCUUUUCGGGAAAAUGGUGGCAAAUGCUGUUUCAGGGGAUCAGUUUGUUUUGUCCUCACAGAACUCUUGUUUUUCUCUUGGAAAGCUUUGAGGCUGAACUGUGCAGAGCCUGGGGUCACAGCUUAGGUCAAAACUCAACAGACGUAUUAGAGGCAGGGAUUUAGUGCAAGGCAGCCUUUGGGGGCAGAGGGGCAGAAGCAGAGUGCUGAGGCUCCCUGCCUGUGCUGCCAAAGUGGCACUGGACUGAGCAUUUCAGGGUGUGCAAACAGUGUCUGCCUGUGUCAGCACUGUCCCAAAUGUUACAAAUGCAGCUGAUAAUUGAUUCCUCAGAGGUGCUUGCUAUGUCAGCAAUACCCAAGGAAUGGGAAAAUUAUAAUCCCAAUAUAUAGUAGAACAGACUAUUGAUAGCCUUGCUUUAACUGGGGCUAAAGCCACUGCUAAUUAGGCCAACAUCUUUGAAUGCAAGGUUUAAUACACUUUGUGUCUUCAUUGGGAAUCUCAAAAGGGCAUGUUCAGCAAUUGGGAAUGUCAAAGGCCCUUUAAAGAGCUUUGAAAAAAGUAGAUCUCCAGCAACAGGGAAUUUAGUUUUACAGAUCUUUUGAUCUCUUUUUCAAAUAAAGGAAUGAAACAUAAAUUAGGACUACUUUAGAAAAAGUAGAUGUUCUCUCUGAGAUUCAGUAGGAAGAGACAGCUGUUCCUUACCUUCAAUAGUCACCAAUGUCUUUAAUUGUAUUUAAACUCAAAUGAAUUCCCAUGUUAAAAUGGGUAUCAUAACCCUUUUCCUGCUUAGCACAAUUGGGGUUUGGGUACUUUCAGGAGCUGUUUUAAUAUUGAUGACUGCCAGUGGAUUAAAAGCAUAGAGAAAAUGAAGUCUCUUCCACCACAGAAUAAUAAAUGGCUACUAGAUAACAUUUUGCCUGAUCAGAAAAUAAGAAUGGUCUCCAGAGCUUUUCAGGAUUUGAGCUUUCAGCCAAAUCUGCCAUGCAAGGAGCCUGUUGGUAGUAAAUUUUUGUCUGUGUUUGACAUAGUUUGGUUCAGAAAAUGAGCAGAGAGCAGAUUUCAGAGACAAUAUGAGAAAAUACUUGUGUUUUGGAUGAAUUUCAGUCCCUUGUGUAGCAUUUUGCUCUCUCUAUGCCCCUACUUCAGUGGACAUUAUAAGAAAAAAUGCCAUUAAGAUUGGGAGGGGAAAUGGCAUUAAAAUGUGGAGAUGCUCAAAUGCCACAGCAAUGGGGUCUGGAUAAUUCUCUAAGGCACCCUGAGGUUUGAAACAGCUGCUUGUUGGAAGUCCCAGAAGCAUUCUGCCAAAGACACCAGCUAGUCACUGAUGUUUCCAAUCCAACUGUCAAGCAGCAGCCAUCUCUGGUGGGCUGGAGUUUUGAGGUGUGUUCUAAUCCUGCCCUUUGCAGUGUGCCACUGAGCAAAGGGAAGAGCCAGAUUAAACAUGUGGCACUUGACAUCAAAGUUAUGAAAAUGGAAUCAUCCCUUUUGUUAGAAAUCCCUCCAUUUCUUCUCUAUGGUGCAUUUCCAAAUCUUCAGUGUGGGUUUAGACAACUUCUUAAUGGAAAUAAAAAGCAACUGGACAUUUCAUUCAUUGCUCAUGCAGAAAGUGAUUGUGCAAUAAUUUAGUAAAGGUACAAAGUCUGCCACAGGGACAAGGCUGUGGUUGGAGAAAUUAGUCCUGAGGGGUUGGUGGUUCUGUUUCCAGGAUGAUCAGCUGCUUUGCCCGUUUCUGGAUCAUGGGGCUCUGUGCUAUUUUGCUGAUCUUAGCCAGAAGGCUUCCAAUUAGCAAAUGCAGAGGUAGAUCCCUGUUUGCAUUAAGGCUGGUGGUUGAGAAGCUGUGUCUCUCUCCCGGCAGUGCUUGUGGAGUGGGUUUAUGCCAGGAGCCCUGAAGUGGUCCAGCACGACGCCCUGCCCGUGCUCUGGUCCUUCCUGGAGAACAAGGCGCUGCCGGUGCGAAGCGCCAAUGUCCGCACUGUGGCCACCAAGCUUGCCUCUGCCCUCUACAAGGUGAUGGGCACCAAGCUGAAGAGAUGUGCUGCCAGCCAGCCUCCACAUGUGCGGGAAAACCUCUCCAAAAUGUUGGGCUGGUGAAGGCAUGAUGUUCUCCAGAGAGAUGACAACGUGCUGAGUUGGACACCUCCAGAUCUGCCUUGUUAGCUGUGCCAAAAGAGACCAAAUGCUAAGGAAGGGUGUGCACCUGCCCCCUCUCUCUCCAUCGCCCUUCCUAGUCAUGGCAUGGGGGGCCUGAAGCAACUCCAGACUGAGGACAAGGUGAAGGCUGAUCAUGGCUCAGCCUCACACAGAGAUCGGACUGGUUACAGUCUUACUGAGAAGGUUCCUCUGGACAAUUCCCAUGGUGCCUUACCCACAAAGUCCUUGCCUGCUGUACAGAAGAGCUCUCUUUUCUCCAAGUUCAGGAAGAAGCUGCUGCCUGUAUGAAGAUUGUUUGAAGAAUAGGAUUUAUAUGUUAGGUUUUGUAGUAGAUGUACAUAUGUUCUGAUCCUUAGAUGUAGUUUUGAAUAAAUGUGUUUUGAUUGUAUCUUUAAAUCUUGAUUACAUAUUUUUAAUUGUAUAUAUUUUAUACUGAUGAUG